Molecule: messenger RNA, 1476 nt
Organism: Perognathus longimembris pacificus (Pacific pocket mouse)
Lineage: Eukaryota; Metazoa; Chordata; Mammalia; Rodentia; Heteromyidae
Product: spidroin-2-like
Exons: 4
Coding region: 1-1476 (491 amino acids)
Source: RefSeq, a predicted model, not a curated record
AUGGCGGUGAGGGAGGCGCGGUGCUCUCCGCAGAGGGCCCAGGAUGGCCCACCGUCGGCUUCACUGACGGCCGUGUCCGGCCUGCCUCCUCCGGCGCCCGCUGCCCCUGGGCCCCGCUGCCCUCCACUGGCGCUCAGCGCCGAGGCCCGGCUCCGCCCUGACCCGGCGCGGGGCCCGGGAAAGACGCUGGGCGUGGGGUGCGCCUCCUCCAGGAGGACGGGCUGCCGGCCUCGCCCCCGCCCCGAGGCCGCUGACCCGCGGAGCCCAGAGGGCGGGGCGGGCCGUCCCCAGCCCCCUCCAGGCCGCAGCCAGGGUGUCAGCUGUGCGGUGGGCGUGGGCCCCCGCCGGAAGCCGGGUGCCGCCCUCACCCCAUCUGGAGAGGGGGCAGGCGCUCCCACGUCCCUGCUGGUCCUCAGGGCCGGCCGCCCUCCCCCGUCCGAGGCCGAUGGCCGGACGGCAGCCGGCAGUCGGGCCGAGUCCCCGGGCCGCCGGGGCUCUGGGGGCCGCGGGGGGCUCCCCUCACGUCUGUCCUGGCCGCGCCAUGAAGAAGGAAGUCACCUGACCGCCGGGGCAGAGCUGGCCCCCCCCCCCCGCGCCCCGGGGACCACGCGGCCGCCUCCACGCGGCAUGAAGGGCGACGGCGGCGCCCUGUGGGGCCUGAUGUGGAAGUACUGCGUGUCGGUGCGGACGCUCAGGUCUGGGGAGCAGGCAGCCAGCGAGGGCCAGGUGUGCGCUCGGGCUGUGGGAACAGAGGGGCCGGGGCGCCCUGGCGCGAGUCCGGGCCGCCUGCUCUGCCCCGGCAGGGCGAACGCCCGAGGUCGGUCUCGGGCUCCCCGGCCUCUCAGGAAACCUCGGGCUGUUUACGGGCUGCGGCAGCGCGGCCCGCGGGGAGCCGCCGCGGCCUUGUGCGGUCUGAGGGCCGGCCGGGCCCCCACGUUCUACGGAGGAGCCGCGUGGGGCCGCUGGCUCCCAGGGCACCCCGAGGGCUUUGCUGCCAGGGACGGACAGCUUGGGUGGGAGCCCUGGGUUUGCCCCAAGCCCACACUUGGCACGCCGAGGACGCGGUGGCCCCUGCCACUCUCUGGCACCCGCCCCCUGUGUGGGGCCCCAGAAGGAAUGAGCGCCCCUCCCUGCGCCAGAGAGCGGGCGGCCGGCGUCAGCCUCCACGUGGGGUGGGAUCGCAGCCCGGGCCCCGCCGGGGGCCUGAAUCAGCACAUGGGCGGCGGGGCGGAGCGCGGGGUUUCCGCGGGACAGACAGCACAUAGUUUUCCUCUUGCGUCUUCAGCCGCCGUCCGCGGAGCCCACAGCCCGGGCCGGGCCGCCCCGUCUGGUAAAGUACGCAGCGUCUGUGCCGCGGGAGGCCCUGGCUCCGCGCCGGGAGGGUCACUCGUGUCAGCCCCGCCCCUCGGGGGUCAUGGACCCGGCCGCCAGUGUGCAGUGUGCCCCGGACGCGUGGCCAUGGUCCUGGACUCCUGA